CCCGCGACGUCUGCGCCGGUUAGCGCUGCGUCGACUCCUCGACUCCCCGACGAGGCUCCCCCGCCGCCUCUCGCAGGGCGAUGAGGGCCUGCGUUCGCAUCCCGCAGGUACGGACACCUCGAUGUCAUGUAGCGGGUUUAGGUUAGCUUUCUGCACAAGAGCUUUCACGGUUAAAACAAAUGUCGAAUCACUGCCCCGCGAUCAUCGCCCGAAUCUCACGGAGAUUUGAGAGUUUUUCAAGAUACGGCGGAAGCUCCGAAAGGCUGCCGUUGUCUCGAAAGUGAUCCGUAACGCGACGAUUGAUGCCAGUCCAAGAUGCUGCGUCUCUCGAUGCUGUUACUCCUGACGGUUGGAGCGUGCUGGUGUAAUCCGGACGCUAAACGCCUCUACGACGAUCUUCUGUCAAAUUACAACCGUCUGAUUCGUCCUGUAACGAACAAUACCGACACAGUAGUCGUGAAGCUUGGCUUGAGAUUGUCGCAGCUCAUAGACUUGAAUCUCAAGGACCAGAUUCUGACGACCAAUGUCUGGCUGGAACAUGAAUGGCAGGACCACAAGUUCCAGUGGGACCCAUCGGAAUAUGGCGGAGUGACGGAGUUGUAUGUUCCAAGUGAACACAUCUGGCUCCCAGACAUCGUUUUGUACAACAACGCCGACGGAGAGUACGGAGUGACGACGAUGACCAAAGCGGUGCUUCAUCACACCGGCAAAGUGCUGUGGACCCCACCGGCGAUAUUCAAAUCCUCGUGCGAAAUUGACGUCAGAUAUUUCCCGUUCGACCAGCAAACUUGCUUCAUGAAGUUCGGUUCCUGGACCUACGACGGAUUCCAGAUCGAUCUGAAACACAUUAAUCAAAAUAUGAGCAACAACGUCCAGGUGGGUAUCGACUUACGGGAGUACUAUCCGAGCGUCGAGUGGGACAUCCUGGGGGUGCCGGCGGAGCGUCACGAGAAAUAUUAUCCCUGCUGCGACGAGCCGUACCCAGACAUCUUUUUCAACAUCACCCUCAGACGCAAGACUCUGUUCUACACGGUGAACCUGAUCGUACCCUGCGUCAGCAUCUCUUACCUCUCGGUCCUCGUGUUCUACCUGCCCGCCGAUUCGGGUGAAAAAAUAGCUCUGUGCAUCAGUAUACUUCUGUCCCAGACGAUGUUCUUUCUCCUGAUAUCCGAGAUCAUACCUUCCACGUCCCUCGCCCUACCGCUCCUCGGGAAGUACCUCUUGUUCACCAUGCUACUCGUCGGACUCUCCGUUGUCAUAACGAUUAUAAUACUGAACGUUCACUACCGUAAACCGAGUACUCACAAGAUGGCGCCUUGGGUGAGAAAGGUUUUUAUACGGAGAUUACCGAAGCUGCUGCUCAUGAGGGUGCCCGACGAUCUUCUGAACGACCUUGCUGCCCACAAGAUACAAGGACGCGGUCGGAGCAGCAAGAAGAACAAAUUCAACGCCGCUGUUGCUGCCGCUGCCCAAGCAUCUUCCAGAGUCUCUUCUCCGGACUCGAUGCGUCAUCAACGACCGGGCGGGUGCAACGGGCUCCACACCACAACGGCGCACAACAGAUUCUCCGGUCUGGUCGGUGCCUUCGGCGGCGCCAUCGGCGGCUACAACGGGCUGCCCUCGGUCAUGUCCGGUCUGGACGAGAGCAUGAGCGAUGUCACACCGCGGAAAAAGUAUCCCUUCGAACUCGAGAAGGCCCUGCACAACGUCAUGUUCAUACAGCAUCACAUUCAGCGGCAGGACGAGUUCAACGCUGAAGACCAGGAUUGGGGCUUCGUCGCUAUGGUGCUUGACCGACUGUUUCUUUGGAUAUUCAUUAUUGCCUCCAUUGUUGGUACGUUUGCUAUAUUAUGCGAGGCGCCAGCUUUGUACGACGACACUAAACCCAUAGACAUGGUUCUCUCCUCCGUCGCUCAGCAGCAAUUUCUACCACCGGACCAGGAGGUCGCUCCAAUCUAGCCGGAAAAACUGUACUUCCGCGAUUUUCAAACGCGCGUCAAUCACGCUGGAAUUAUUUCUUUUGACCUCAUCAUGCUACCCAUAUUACGGUUUGCCAUUCGUAGAAAAAAAAAAAUAAUAUAUGAAUUUAGAGCCAAUAAUUCUCAAACGAAUCUGUAAUAAUUUGUCGAGUCAAUGAAAUCACUCUUAGAAGUUGAAACGUGAUGCCUCUGUAUUUCUUCGUGCUAUUUCUUUCCAACAUUUUUACUACAUUCAUACGUUUCGCAUAUCAGAAUUACAUUAUUCAACUCCAGCUUCGGUACAAUAAAGCACAGUUUUUUUUCACUAGGCUAAGGUUAUCCUUUUAAAGGUGAUGUAAAAAAAAUCGACUUAGCGAUCGAUUGACUAAAUAGAAAAACUUGUGAUUACCUUCAUCUAGUCGUUCUUGAAACUGAUUCAGUCCCAGUCUCAAAGAAGUAAGAGAUUGAGAUGUCCGACGCUAGAACAGGAAGUGAAGUACCUAACUUGUUGCGUGGGCGUAAAAAAGGAAAAGAGAUUUUUUUUUGGUAAUAGGUUGAACUACACAAUUGCUUACUGCAAUGUGCGGAUAUGAUGAAAGUCGAUCAAUGGAGAAUUUGUGCCAUCGAAUCAUGAGCUCUUCAUUUGGUCUGUGCGUGAAAAAUGACCCAGACACAUCAGUAUAUAAAGAACGUUUAUCGAGCCUUAACAUUGACGGUGAUAAAUCGACGGUAGAAUUAUGUACGGGUUUACAAAUUUUGAAUAUAUAUUCACUUUCAACGAUAUGGUUGUAUGAAAAAAAUCGAACGUCAGAAUGAAACGGUGCCAAUUACUAUAAAAGUAUUAUUAAUUAAAAAAAAAAAACUAUUUCUUCGCGUGUAACGCAAGAAGGUAUUCAAUUGACUAUCCCCUACACAUGUACUCUUCGAUGAUAUAAAAUGACUUAUGGACGGGGCUCAAUUAGCGUAGUUGUAAAUCUUGUACCUGCAGAAUCGCAGGACGAGCGAUGGUAAGAAUGCGAACGGAAAAUUGUAACGAUAAAUAUUACAGUCUAACAAAUGAUCAAUCAAAUCUUUUCUAUUUAAGCGUAUACCUACUUCGUUAAGAAUUCAUUCUAAAACUAUAAUUUAUUUAACAUGUAAUUAUUGUU
Neodiprion virginianus is the source of this 3106-nucleotide messenger RNA. It is a transcript of the gene nAChRalpha2, whose product is annotated as acetylcholine receptor subunit alpha-L1. Gene Ontology annotation, cellular component: postsynaptic membrane; neuron projection; synapse. Gene Ontology annotation, biological process: signal transduction; monoatomic ion transmembrane transport; regulation of membrane potential. The transcript is spliced from 8 exons. The record is from RefSeq and is a predicted model, not a curated record. NCBI's taxonomy places the organism in Eukaryota, Metazoa, Arthropoda, Insecta, Hymenoptera, Diprionidae. Bases 316 to 1959 code for a protein of 547 amino acids. Gene Ontology annotation, molecular function: transmembrane signaling receptor activity; acetylcholine-gated monoatomic cation-selective channel activity.